Molecule: messenger RNA, 8881 nt
Organism: Microcebus murinus (gray mouse lemur)
Lineage: Eukaryota; Metazoa; Chordata; Mammalia; Primates; Cheirogaleidae
Source: RefSeq, a predicted model, not a curated record
UAGUAUAUUUAACAUAUUUAAAUAUAUACUUAUUUAUUUAUACAGAGAAAUUCCAAUGUUUCUCUGUGCUUCAAUGGCUCAUCUUGUGGACCUAACUCUGUCAACAGUUGUCGGUUUGUUGUUUAAAAUAGAGCCCCAUAACCCUUUUUAUUCCAAAUAACAUCUUACAGAGAGGCCACUUAUAUAAAAAUAAGCAGAGCUGCUCUUCUUGAAAGGAAGCUGAGGAGCUGAACUCUCACCUGAUCUCAUCUAGCUUGUCCCUCUCCCCCUGCCACCUCCUGCCUGUCCAUCCAAAGCCUGCAGAGCAGAGUUUGGUUCAAGACAGGAGAGAAAACUUUGCUCUCCGUAUUGGGUAUCAUUGUGCUUCUCCUUUGCUAGCACUUUGUUUUUAUCUUAUGGACACUGAGAUUCUUGUCAGAGAUCACAUUUUCCUUUUACCUUUCUGUAAGGAAAAUUUAAAGCCAAUUAUCUGUUUCAUUUUUUGCCUUCCAGCAGAUCCUCAAAUACAGCAUUGUUUCAUUCUAAUGUUAAUGAGAAAAAAAAAUUGAUUCUGGGCUGAGGCCACUAUCUCUGUGGAGUUUGCACGUUCUCCCUGUGUCUGUGUGGGUUUUCUCUGGGUACUCUGCUUUCCUCCCACGUCCCAAAGCUGUGCCUUUUAGGGGAGUUGGCGUGUCUACACGGUGCUAGUGUGAAUGAGUGUGGGGGAGUGUGUCAGCGCGCCCCGUGAUGCGAUAACUUCCCGUCCAGGGCUGCCUCCCACCUUGCGCCCUGAGCUGCCGGGACAGGCUCCUGCCACCUGAGACCCAGAGCUAGGAGAAUGAUUGCCAGUUUUCGAGGAACCGUCCCAUAUGGCCUGUCAUUGGAAAUUGGAGAUACAGUUCAGAUCCUGGAGAAAUGUGAUGGCUGGUACAGAGGAUUUGCCUUAAAAAACCCAAAUAUCAAGGGUAUAUUUCCUUCCAGCUACGUUCACUUGAAAAAUGCCUGUGUAAAGAACAAAGGACAAUUUGAAAUGGUUAUUCCCACUGAAGACUCCGUUAUCACAGAAAUGACAUCAACAUUAAGAGACUGGGGGACCAUGUGGAAACAACUCUAUGUGAGGAAUGAAGGUGAUCUCUUCCACCGGCUGUGGCACAUCAUGAACGAGAUCCUGGACCUGCGGCGGCAGGUGCUGGUGGGCCACCUCACCCAUGACCGGAUGAAGGACGUGAAGCGCCACAUCACUGCCAGGCUCGACUGGGGCAAUGAACAACUGGGGCUGGACCUGGUCCCCAGGAAAGAGUAUGCAAUGGUGGAUCCGGAGGACAUCAGCAUCACUGAGCUCUACCGACUGAUGGAACAUCGCCAUCGGAAGAAAGACACCCCAGUCCAGGCCAGCUGUCACCACCUCUUUGUCCAGAUGAAGAGCCUCAUGUGUUCCAACCUGGGUGAGGAGCUGGAGGUCAUCUUCUCGCUCUUUGACAGUAAAGAGAAUCGACCCAUCAGCGAGAGAUUUUUCUUGAGACUGAAUAGAAACGGGCUUCCUAAAGCCCCAGAUAAACCAGAACGUCAUUGUUCUCUCUUUGUGGAUUUGGGUAGCAGCGAGCUAAGAAAGGACAUCUACAUCACUGUGCACAUUAUCCGGAUCGGUCGAAUGGGAGCAGGAGAGAAAAAGAACGCCUGCAGUGUUCAGUACCGGCGACCCUUUGGCUGUGCGGUCCUUAGCAUCGCUGACCUGCUAGCAGGAGAGACAAAGGACGACCUCAUCUUGAAAGUGUACAUGUGUAACACAGAGAGUGAGUGGUACCAAAUCCACGAAAACAUCAUCAAAAAGCUGAAUGCACGUUAUAAUUUGACGGGCUCCAAUGCAGGCUUAGCAGUUUCCCUGCAGCUGUUACACGGAGACAUUGAACAAAUCAGAAGAGAAUACUCAUCAGUAUUUUCUCAUGGAGUAUCCAUAACAAGGAAAUUGGGAUUUUCUAAUAUUAUUAUGCCUGGUGAAAUGAGGAAUGAUUUAUAUAUCACUAUAGAAAGGGGAGAAUUUGAGAAAGGAGGAAAGAGCGUGGCCAGAAAUGUGGAAGUUACAAUGUUUAUUGUAGACAGUAGUGGCCUGCCCUUAAAGGAUUUUAUCUCCUUCGGCUCUGGAGAGCCACCUGCUAGUGAGUACCACUCCUUUGUGCUUUACCACAACAACAGUCCCCGGUGGUCUGAACUGCUGAAACUUCCUAUUCCCGUGGAUAAAUUCCGGGGCGCACACAUCCGCUUCGAGUUUCGGCAUUGUUCCACAAAGGAGAAAGGAGAGAAGAAGUUGUUUGGUUUCUCUUUUGUGCCCCUGAUGCAGGAAGAUGGCAGGACUCUUCCGGAUGGCACUCACGAGCUCAUUGUGCACAAGUGUGAAGAAAACACAAACCUUCAGGAUACUACCCGCUACCUCAAACUUCCCUUUUCCAAGGGCAUUUUCCUUGGGAAUAAUAAUCAAGCCAUGAAGGCCACAAAGGAGUCUUUUUGGAUAACAUCUUUUCUCUGUUCCACAAAACUCACACAAAACGGUGAUAUGCUUGAUCUUUUGAAAUGGAGAACCCACCCAGACAAGAUCACUGGCUGUCUCUCUAAAUUAAAAGAAAUCGAUGGCUCAGAGAUAGUAAAGUUUCUGCAGGAUACUCUGGAUACCUUAUUUGGAAUUUUAGAUGAAAAUUCACAAAAAUAUGGGUCUAAAGUGUUUGAUUCUUUGGUUCACAUAAUAAAUUUGCUGCAAGAUAGCAAAUUUCAUCAUUUUAAACCCGUAAUGGACACUUACAUUGAGAGUCACUUUGCUGGGGCACUUGCAUACAGAGAUCUCAUCAAAGUGCUCAAGUGGUAUGUGGACAGGAUCACAGAAGCAGAGCGGCAAGAGCAUAUCCAGGAGGUGCUGAAGGCACAGGAAUACAUUUUUAAGUAUAUAGUUCAAUCUCGAAGGCUGUUUUCCCUUGCCACGGGUGGGCAGAACGAAGACGAAUUCCGCUGCUGCAUCCAGGAGCUCCUUAUGUCGGUCCGUUUCUUCCUUUCCCAAGAGAGCAAAGGGUCUAGAGCGCUGUCUCAGUCACAGGCUGUGUUUCUGAGUUCUUUCCCAGCCGUGUACUCAGAACUGUUGAAGCUCUUUGAUGUCCGGGAAGUGGCAAACUUGGUGCAGGACACUCUGGGCAGUCUGCCGACCAUCAUGCACGUGGAUGACUCCCUGCAGGCCAUCAAACUGCAGUGCAUCGGCAAAACCGUGGAAAGCCAGCUUUAUACCAACCCAGAUUCCCGGUACAUUCUCCUGCCUGUCGUGUUACAUCACCUCCACAUCCACUUGCAAGAACAGAAGGACCUGAUCAUGUGUGCACGUAUCCUUAGCAACGUAUUUUGUCUCAUCAAGAAAAACAGCUCAGAAAAAUCUGUGUUGGAGGAAAUAGACGUGAUAGUGGCCAGCCUGCUGGACAUCCUGCUGAGAACCAUAUUGGAGAUCACCAGCCGCCCGCAGCCGUCCAGCUCAGCAAUGCGGCUCCAGUUCCAGGAUGUCACUGGGGAGUUUGUUGCUUGUCUCCUGUCCCUAUUACGACAAAUGACAGAUAGACAUUAUCAGCAGCUUCUUGAUAGUUUCAAUACAAAGGAAGAUCUAAGGGAUUUCCUGCUGCAGAUAUUUACUGUGUUCCGAAUAUUGAUACGCCCAGAGAUGUUUCCAAAGGACUGGACUGUUAUGCGCUUGGUUGCUAACAAUGUUAUUAUUACAACAGUUCUGUACCUCUCAGAUGCACUUCGUAAGAACUUCUUAAAUGAAAACUUUGAUUAUAAGAUCUGGGAUUCCUACUUUUACCUCGCAGUCAUUUUUAUAAACCAAUUGUGUCUGCAGUUGGAGAUGUUCACACCUUCCAAAAAGAAAAAGGUGUUAGAAAAGUAUGGUGACAUGCGGGUAACAAUGGGUUGUGAAAUUUUCAGCAUGUGGCAAAACCUAGGAGAGCACAAGCUUCAUUUCAUCCCUGCUCUGAUUGGCCCCUUCCUAGAAGUGACCUUGAUACCCCAGCCAGAUCUUCGGAAUGUCAUGAUUCCUAUUUUUCAUGAUAUGAUGGACUGGGAGCAGAGACGAAGUGGCAACUUUAAACAGGUGGAAGCCAAGCUGAUUGACAAACUGGACAGCCUGAUGUCAGAAGGCAAAGGUGACGAAACAUACCGUGAGCUCUUCAACAGUAUAAUUCCACUAUUUGGUCCCUAUCCUAGUCUACUAAAGAAAAUUGAGCGGGAAACAUGGAGGGAGAGUGGCGUUUCAUUAAUUGCUACUGUAACUCGUCUUAUGGAGAGGUUGUUAGAUUACAGGGACUGCAUGAAAAUGGGAGAGGUAGAUGGCAAAAAGAUUGGCUGCACCGUUAGCCUUCUGAAUUUCUAUAAGACUGAACUGAACAAGGAAGAGAUGUAUAUACGCUACAUCCACAAACUCUACGAUCUACAUCUCAAAGCACAGAACUUUACAGAGGCUGCGUACACCCUGCUGCUGUAUGACGAGCUGCUGGAAUGGUCUGACCGGCCCCUCAGGGAGUUCCUGACCUACCCCAUGCAAACGGAGUGGCAGCGCAAGGAGCACCUGCACCUCACCAUCAUCCAGAACUUUGACAGAGGCAAAUGCUGGGAAAAUGGCAUUAUCUUGUGCCGGAAGAUUGCAGAGCAGUAUGAGAGUUAUUAUGACUACAGAAACCUGAGCAAGAUGAGGAUGAUGGAAGCCUCUUUGUAUGACAAAAUUAUGGACCAGCAGCGUCUUGAACCAGAGUUCUUCAGAGUUGGGUUUUAUGGGAAAAAAUUUCCAUUUUUCUUAAGAAAUAAGGAGUUUGUGUGCCGAGGGCAUGACUAUGAGAGGCUGGAAGCCUUCCAGCAGAGGAUGCUGAACGAGUUCCCCCACGCCAUAGCCAUGCAGCACGCCAACCAGCCCGACGAGACCAUCUUCCAGGCAGAAGCUCAGUAUUUGCAGAUAUAUGCUGUGACUCCCAUUCCGGAGAGCCAGGAGGUCCUGCAGAGAGAGGGUGUUCCAGACAACAUCAAAAGUUUCUAUAAAGUGAAUCAUAUCUGGAAAUUCCGCUACGACAGACCAUUUCACAAAGGCACUAAAGAUAAAGAGAAUGAAUUCAAGAGUCUCUGGGUGGAGAGAACGUCAUUGUACCUGGUGCAGAGCUUGCCUGGCAUUUCCCGCUGGUUUGAAGUGGAGAAGCGUGAAGUGGUAGAAAUGAGUCCUCUGGAAAAUGCAAUUGAAGUGUUGGAAAAUAAGAAUCAGCAGCUGAAGACCCUGAUCAGUCAGUGUCAGACGAGACAGAUGCAGAAUAUUAAUCCCCUGACCAUGUGCCUGAAUGGAGUCAUAGAUGCCGCAGUUAAUGGUGGAGUUUCCAGGUACCAAGAGGCAUUCUUUGUCAAAGAAUAUAUCUUAAGUCACCCUGAAGAUGGGGAGAAAAUUGCACGAUUAAGAGAGCUGAUGCUUGAGCAGGCACAGAUUCUGGAAUUUGGCUUGGCUGUGCACGAGAAGUUCGUCCCUCAGGAUAUGAGACCCCUCCACAAAAAGCUGGUCGACCAGUUCUUUGUAAUGAAGUCGAGCUUAGGGAUUCAGGAGUUCUCUGCGUGUAUACAAGCCAGCCCCGUCCAUUUUCCUAAUGGCAGCCCUCGUGUAUGUAGAAACUCAGCACCUGCUUCUAUGAGCCCAGAUGGUACCAGGGUAAUUCCUAGACGCAGCCCAUUAAGUUACCCAGCUGUCAACCGCUACUCUUCCUCCUCACUGUCCUCACAAGCUUCUGCUGAAGUAAGCAAUAUUACAGGGCAAUCAGAAAGCUCUGAUGAAGUCUUUAACAUGCAGCCAAGCCCAUCUACCUCAAGCUUGAGUUCUACUCACUCCGCUUCGCCUAAUGUGACAAGUUCUGCUCCAUCGAGUGCCAGAGCUUCCCCCUUGUUGUCCGACAAACACAAACAUUCCAGAGAAAACUCCUGCCUGUCCCCAAGAGAGAGACCAUGCAGUGCCAUCUACCCAACACCGGUGGAGCCUUCCCAGAGGAUGCUGUUUAAUCAUAUUGGAGAUGGGGCCUUGCCACGCAGUGACCCAAAUCUUUCUGCACCUGAGAAAGCUGUGAAUCCCACUCCUAGCAGCUGGAGCCUGGACAGUGGGAAGGAAGCCAAGAACAUGUCGGAUAGUGGGAAACUUAUCUCUCCCCCUGUCCCUCCAAGACCCACACAGACUGCUUCACCAGCAAGACACACGACAGCAGUAUCCCCUUCGCCUGCUGGGCGAUCUCCAAUGAAGCAGGGCUCCGUGCAGUCCUUCACCCCGUCUCCGGUGGAGUACCACUCGCCAGGACUGACCUCCAACUCCCCCGUGUUGUCGGGCAGCUACAGCAGUGGCAUUUCUUCUCUCAGCCGGUGUAGCACGUCGGAAACCUCAGGCUUCGAAAAUCAGGUGAACGAACAGUCGGCGGCUGCGCCGGGGCCGGGGCCCGAGGAGCCGGUGCGCAAGGAGAGCAAAACGCCACCGCCCUACAGCGUGUACGAGCGGACUCUGCGGCGCCCCGUCCCGCUACCUCACAGCCUCUCCAUCCCCGUGGCCGCAGAGCCCCCCGCCCUGCCCCCCAAGCCCCUGGCGGCGCGGCCCGGCCACCUGGAGAACGGGACCCGGAGGACUGAGCCCGGCCCGCGGCCCAGGCCCCUGCCCAGGAAGGUCUCCCAGUUAUAAGUCACUUUUCUAUGUACCCGAGACGAAUUCUUUGCCCGUUUACAAAAUAGGAUGGGACGACAUGUAGUGUAGGCACUUUAAUAACUUAGACCUUUCUUUCAAUGGAUGGAAUUAAAACUCGCUUCUUAUUAAUGUAAUGUUGCACAAUGUUAAAAAGUUAUGCUGAUCUAGAAGUCGCCAGCUGUUACACGAAGUAUGGCUGAAUUUCAUUAAAACGUUUCUCACUUGAAAGUGGUAAAUAGGGAUAAAGACUCCUUUUGUACCUUUUUAUGUUCACUUUUUUUACAUAGUUUAAUCUUAAAAACCAAUACGAUAUUGUCAAGCAAUGCAAUGAGUGAUAAUGUUGUAUACUUUUUACUGAAUACUUGAUACUCCGAGAAAGCUUAUUAAGUCAAUGCACACCCUAACACAAUGGUCCUUACUUUAGCAGACUUCUGUAAAUAAGGCGAGGUUUCUGGCCCUGAGCAGCAUGAUCGAUGCAGAUCAUCAGAUUUAAAGGUUAAAGCAGGCUAGUUAGACAAUAUCUAUACUUAAAGAGUUGCAAAGGAUUGGGACUGGAGUUGUUUUGUUCUUGAAGCAAAGUACUUAUAUAAGGUUGCUUUUGCUGUUUGACAGCUGUCUACAUUCUUAAAAUUCUGCUUUGUGAAUUGGUUGCUAAAUCCUUUACUACCCUGGCACCAUGGUAUCUACUGUAUUUCUUUUCAAGGUGCAAUUUGCUUUCAGAGUCCCAAUCAGCUAGAUUAAGCAAGAGACUCCAGGAGAAAUGUUUACUUGAAUUUUGUGCUUCCUUACUUGAUAGUUUCCUAUAUAAAAUUUGUCAUUGAAGAAGAGCAGAUGUUCAAGUGUUAAACAGGCACAAAUUACUGUGUCCCAUUAGCAAGAAUUCAGGAAUCGAUACAGGACAGUAUUAAAUCAAUAGUGUAAAUGAAGUAAAAACCUUGGUGAAAAUAUAUUAGCAUGAUUAAAUGGCAAAAAGACUUACAAAAGGCAAGGGCAUUAACUUUCCAUUCUGCACAAAAUAAAAAAUUCCUCACAACUCUCCAUUCUGACCAGUGGAGCUUGUCUUCUUAGCUGACCUGUUGUCCUUUGGUUGAAGGAGGAUGGCCGUAGACUGCUCUAGCUUGAGUAUUGCGACUUAGCAUCUUAGACCUAGAUAGGGAUGCUAAUGCCACAGUUGUAGGAGUGUGAAAAGAGCACCUUGUAUGUAGUAAUGUAUUUUGUAUCUUAGUUUUUUCUUUUACUGACUGUUUAUAACACUCAAUUGACAAUAGAUAUGAACUGUAUUUUAAAUCAUACUGUUAAAUAUUUUCCCUCUUUUGUUGGGAAGCUCAUUUUAGUUUAACCGCAUUUGUUUUGUUGAUAGCUUACCUGGAAGGCAGUGACCACUUUUUUAUAUUCUCUUAAUGAAACCAUUCAGCAGGUAUACGCUGUUGAGGCUGGUUAUAGAGGUUUUCUAUAAUAAAUGUUCAAGUAUUUUUGUAUAUAACUGGUUAAUUUUAAUAAGAGAUACCAUUAUGUGUAAAAAAAAAAAAGUAAAAAUUAAAGCAAACAGUUGUGGAUGCAGUAUGAUUGUUAUAAUUAUGCCAAAUACUUUAUGUAUGGAAAAAGAAUAUUUGUACAUAUGUGCUUUUAACAAUAAUUCUGCCAUAUUGACUUUACAAUUUUGAAUGUUGGAAAAAUUAAUAUAUGUUAAAUAUUUAUGUUUAGUGAAAGUGUUCAUAAUUGAGAAAAGGAACAUAUGCAUUUUAGCUUUGUAUCUUGCAAGUUUUGCAGUCAGAAAUUUUUUGAACUAGCUUUUGCUUUUGAUGAUAACACUUUGUGUUUGUAAUCACAUUCACAUAUAUAUACACACACAUAUAUAUAAAGUUCCAUUUUCUGUUGCUUUAAAGAAGUAAAACCUUCCAUUUAAAUAAGAUGACAUGCAUAAGAUAACAAAGCUUCUUUGAUUUCCUUUUCCUGUGUAAUUUAAUAGCUUCGUUGACUAGUGCUUGAGCACAGUAUAAAUCAGUGUUAUUUGCUCUUGAAGCCAUUUUUUAAAAAAAAUUUUGGCAGUGAGCAGUUGAAUUUAUCAUGUGUGUGUAUUUCUGAAGCAGCUACAUAGCAGAUCAUUUCAAGAGAUUCUGUUAGCUCAGAUGUUCAUGUUGGUUGCUGCUGAAUGGUAAAUAUUAAAUAAAAUUACCAGAUUAAUCUUAA